UGUGUAAAUCAUGUCAAUGUUCUUUUAAACGGCCACCAAAAUUAAACCAAAAUGCUCCAUUUCUUUUUAGCUUAUGCAAAUCUGUUUUUCCUUUUGGUUUUGGUGAGUGCCUUAUCAACUAUACUGUUGAAAAUCCUUUGGCAUCCUUGUCAUGAAUCCACCCCUAAUAUUCCACCUGGCAGUCGAGGACUACCCUUUAUCGGUGAAACUUUACAGUUCAUGGCCGCCAUUAAUAGUUCGAAAGGUUUUUAUGAUUUUGUCAGAAUCCGUCGCCUUAGGUAUGGAAAUUGCUUCAAGACAAACAUAUUUGGGCAGACUCAUGUUUUUGUUUCGACAACAGAGUCAGCUAAGGCAAUAUUGAACAAUGAGUCUGGUCUAUUCACAAAGAGAUAUAUCAAGUCAAUUGGAGAGCUUGUUGGUGAUGGAAGUCUGUUAUGUGCUUCUCAUCAGCAUCAUAAACUGAUACGUAGUCGUUUAAUAAAUCUAUUCUCAACCACUUCGCUUUCGGUGUUUAUCAAACAAUUUGAUCAACUGAUUUUGUCAAGUCUUCACAACUGGGAAGAAAUGGGCACUGUAGUUGUUCUCGAUCAAGCACUUACGGUAACAUUCAAAGCCAUGUGCAAGAUGUUGAUGAGUAUUGAGAAUGAGGAAGAAGUAGAGAUGCUGCGAAGCGAUAUCACUUAUGUUUGUGAAGCAAUGCUUGCAUUUCCUCUUACAUUUCCCUUCACUGGAUUCUAUAAUGGCCUCAAAGCCAGGAAAAGAAUUAUGAACACACUUGAAAUGUUGAUAGAUAAGAGAAGGAGCUCAUAUGAAGCCAAUCCACAAGAUUUUCUGCAGUACCUUUUGGUAGGAGAUGGAAAGACAUGUUUUACAGAUGCAGAAAUUAAAGACAAUAUAUUAACCAUGAUAAUUGCAGGUCAGGAUACAACAGCAAGUGCUAUCACAUGGAUGGUUAAGUACAUUGGUGAAAAUCAAAAUGUUCUAGACAAGCUUUACGCAGAACAAUAUCACAUUGCAGAAAAAAUUGGUACUUUAGACAGGCAGUUUCUUACACUGGAAGAUCUUAAUGAGAUGCCAUAUGCUUCCAAGGUGAUUAAGGAAUCCUUAAGAAUGGCCUCUAUAGUACCCUGGUUCCCAAGAUUAGCACUUGAGGACUGUGAGAUUGAAGGAUUAAAGAUAAAGAAAGGAUGGAACGUUAAUAUUGAUGCAAGAUCAAUACAUUUUGACCCUAUUCUAUACGACGAAUCCAACAAAUUCAACCCUUCAAGAUUUGAUGAUGACUCUCAACCAUUUAGCAGCUUCUUGGCAUUUGGAUUGGGAGCAAGGACUUGUUUGGGCAUGAACAUGGCUAAGGCCAUGAUGCUAGUCUUCCUUCACCGUCUUCUUACUACUUACAAGUGGAGAGUAAUAGAUUCGGACUCAAGUGUUGAGAAAUGGGCACUUUUCUCAAGAUUAAAAUCUGGUUGCCCCAUAAAUGUUACUCGUAUAAGAAACUAAGGAUGCUACUCCAAGUAUAUUUAAUUAUAAUCAAAUUGGAAAAAAUACUUUAAAAGAGCUCAUAAAGAAAAAAAGUAAAGAAGUCUUAUUGGGUAGUUAAAGUGGAGAUUAGGCACGCUUUUACCUAAUCUCACUACUUAUUGUAAUUUUCCAAGUCUUAUGUCAUAUUUAGUAUGACAUGUACGAAUACAGAAGAAGAAGGUCAAAAGUAUAUGUAGAUAAUUAUAUAUGCUUAUUUUAGAUUGUAUUAAAAACAUUAAUUUUUCUUUGCGUAAACUACCACUUUCGAUCA
Mercurialis annua (annual mercury) is the source of this 1789-nucleotide messenger RNA. Its product is annotated as abscisic acid 8'-hydroxylase 4. The transcript is spliced from 10 exons. Gene Ontology annotation, molecular function: heme binding; iron ion binding; monooxygenase activity. The record is from RefSeq and is a predicted model, not a curated record. Gene Ontology annotation, biological process: brassinosteroid biosynthetic process; brassinosteroid homeostasis; multicellular organism development. Lineage: Eukaryota; Viridiplantae; Streptophyta; Magnoliopsida; Malpighiales; Euphorbiaceae. The coding region runs from base 52 to 1497 and encodes 481 amino acids.